AUGAGCGAUUUCAGUAUAGAUUAUAUUCUGCAUCGUGCUGGCGAUAGAUAUGUAGGCACGAAUGCUUCAAUCGGCAUCGUCCAACGCAUGAAAUUGGAGGAGCAACAUCGGCGCCAACAGCAGGCAUUAAAGGCGUAUCAUUCAACUGUGGCCGCCGAAAUGGUGAAUAUUGCCAAUAUUGGCGUUAUGGAUGCCACCAUGAGUGGAUUUAGUCACGAGCCGUUACCGCAAAUACCCAUGUUCGAUUGGUUACACUACACACGUUAUCAUCCGCCGCGUUUGCCGCGUAAUCUACGCCAACCACCUGUUAAGCGCACACCCGGUCGUCUGCCGCGUAUACCAUUCACACCCAGUCAACUGGAGGCCUUGGAAAAUGCCUAUCGUACGUCCAACUAUUUAAGCGCGGAGGAGGCCAACCAGCUAGCCGAAACUCUAGAGUUGACAAAUACACGUGUGAAAAUUUGGUUUCAAAACCGGCGUGCACGCGAACGACGCGAGAAGCGUGAAAGAGAUGAAAGUUACGAGUCCACCAUUUCCUCAAAUGCUUCCAGUCCGGAACCACACAGCGAUUUUAUGGUCUAGUCUAGAUAUUUCGUCUUAAUGUUAUCCUCUAGUGCUACUUCAAGUGAAUGAU
This is a messenger RNA of Ceratitis capitata (Mediterranean fruit fly), 634 nucleotides long. RefSeq names its product homeobox protein MSH-C. The transcript is spliced from 2 exons. Lineage: Eukaryota; Metazoa; Arthropoda; Insecta; Diptera; Tephritidae. The record is from RefSeq and is a predicted model, not a curated record. Gene Ontology annotation, cellular component: nucleus. Bases 1 to 582 code for a protein of 193 amino acids. Gene Ontology annotation, biological process: embryonic morphogenesis; regulation of transcription by RNA polymerase II. Gene Ontology annotation, molecular function: RNA polymerase II transcription regulatory region sequence-specific DNA binding; DNA-binding transcription factor activity, RNA polymerase II-specific.